AUAUGACCGCUUAGUGACAGGAGCAGUACAAACAUGGCCGACGACACAGAGGAGGUAAACACAGCUGUUGAGCACAACGAGUCCAAACAAGAGUCAAAUCAUGUCGAAGUUUCCCAAGACACGGCCGAUGGCGAGACCGUCGAGGGGGGCAGCCAUGCCGAGCUCCAGGACACGGCUUCGACCCUGGUGCAGAAUAGCUGGUCCGCGCCUUUGCUGUCACUGGCACGGAAGGCCACGGAGAGUAUUAGCGGCGGGGUGAUCUCAUCUGCUGCCCCCAAGAACAAUGGUCAGGGCUCCACUCUGUCCUCCCCGACGGAAAACCAGAGCCAAAAUGAUGUCAUUAAUUCUGCGAGGAAGUUACCAGUUUUGACUCCAAAGGAUCACAUGUCAAUUGAAAGAUCCAAUCUUCUCAGUAUGAUGAAGUUGAGCAUCAAGGUCUUAAUCCAGUCCUCUCUCAGCCUUGGCCGGACCCUGGACUCAGAGUAUCCUCCACUACAACAGUUUUUUGUUGUCCUGGAACAUUGCCUCAAACAUGGAUUAAAAGCCAAAAAGUCUUUUAUUGGUCAGAACAAGUCUGUCUGGGGGCCUUUGGAGCUAGUGGAGAAACUAUGCCCAGAAUCUGUAGAUAUAACCACAAGUGCCAGAGACAUGCCAGGCAUUAAGACUGGUUUGGGAAAAGCAAGGGCCUGGCUGCAUUUAGCACUCAUGCAGAAGAAAAUCGCAGAUUACAUGAAAGCUCUAUUGGACCGCAAAGAUCUCCUAAGUGAGUUUUAUGACCCAGGUGCCCUAAUGAUUGAAGAGGAAGGCUUGGUGAUGGGGGGACUUCUGGUAGGAAUCAAUGUCAUUGACGCUAACCUAUGUAUUAAAGGAGAAGACCUUGAUUCCCAGGUUGGAGUUAUAGACUUUUCUCUUUACCUGAAAGACCCUGCUAACAGUGAAACUUCACAAGAUGAAUCGAAGAUGACCGCAAUAUUAGAUCAAAAGCACUAUGUUGAGGAGUUAAAUCGACACCUCAGUGGAACAGUUACUGAUCUACAGGCAAAGAUGGACUCACUGGAAAAGACAAACAGCAAACUUGUUGAGGAGCUGACUGCAGCCACUGAUCGAAUAAACUCACUAAGGGAAGAGCAAGAACAGUUGAAAAAGGAGAAUGAGUCCAUUCUGCAGUCCAGCCAAAAGAAGGAAGAGGCAGCACUACAGGACAGCCAGGUGGAGCUGGAGACCUACAAGCAGACUCGACAAGGCCUAGAUGAAAUGUACAAUGUGGUGUGGACACAGUACAAAGAAGAAAAGCGUAUUCGCCAGGAGUUGGAGCGUGAAUUGGAGUUACAAGUUGGGUUGAAGCAAGAAAUGGAGGUUGCCAUGAAACUGUUAGAGAAAGAUACACAUGAAAAACAGGACACAUUAGCAGCCCUGCGACUUCAACUUGACCAGGUCAAGACGCUAAACCUGCAAAUGUUUCAAAAAGCACAGGCAUCAAAGCAGGAAGCUGAAAAAAAGCAGGCUGAAGCGACCCAGCUUGAGCAGAGGAUGCAUGAAAUGGAAAAGACUUUGAAGGAACUAGAGAAGAGAUUACAAGACUCAGAGCAAGACCGCAAGAACAGCGUUCAAACUGAUAAAAACAUGAAGGAUGAACUUGAGGGAAAAGUGGAUGCUUUACAGAAACAGUUGUCUGACCUGGAUACACUCAGGCUGGGUUUGGAGAAUGAGCUGCGAACUGAGAGAGAACAAAGACAGAGCCUACAAAAAACUCUUCAGAGAGAGCAAGACAACAGCACUGAACUACGAACACAGUUACAACAACUGCAGGGCCUCCAUGCUGAGAUGCAGGGCCUUAAACAGGAAAAACAACAACUACAGCAGAAGUGUGAGCAGCAGGAACAGGCUUUACAGGAGAUGGGACUGCACCUCAGUCAGUCAAAAUUAAAAAUGGAAGAUUUUAGGGAGGUCAAUAAGGCACUAAAGGGUCAUGCCUGGUUGAAAGAUGAUGAAGCGACUCAGUGCAAGCAAUGCCUGAAGGAUUUCUCAAUAUCGCGCAGAAAGCAUCACUGUAGGAACUGUGGGGACAUUUACUGCAACAGUUGCUCCAGUAACGAGCUGGCCUUACCCUCCUACCCUCGUCCUGUUCGUGUGUGCGACAUGUGCCACUCGCUCCUUCUGCAGAGAAGCAACACCUCAAACUCUUGACACAACACUCACAAAAAUGUAUUGUAACUGCACACGCAAACAUUGAAAUCAAAGCAGAGCUAAACAGGCAUCUGCCAACAAUUAAUUCAAACAUCUUUCUAGCAUUAAAUUUCAGUUGAGCUUCUUUUUUUUUUACAGAAUUACAUUUACAAAGUACAGAUCUGAAGUACUUGGAGCUCUGCAGUUGAUCUAAUGCUGGAUUCAUGCAGACUGUAUUAUAAAAAUAUAUUUUAGAAUGUACUAUAAAAUCUAAUCUUUCUGAAGUCAUUUGGAUAAAGUUUUUUUUUUUUACCUAAACAUUUGAUAAAAUAAAGUCUUAUCAUGUCA
Molecule: messenger RNA, 2514 nt
Organism: Boleophthalmus pectinirostris (great blue-spotted mudskipper)
Lineage: Eukaryota; Metazoa; Chordata; Actinopteri; Gobiiformes; Gobiidae
Gene: rufy1
Product: RUN and FYVE domain containing 1
Exons: 17
Coding region: 34-2187 (717 amino acids)
Biological process (GO): protein transport; regulation of endocytosis
Cellular component (GO): cytoplasm
Molecular function (GO): metal ion binding
Source: RefSeq, a predicted model, not a curated record